AUGUCAUUCCAAGAUAAAGAAGAUCCAAAGACUUUAGUCUUAUUCGAUGUUGAUGGUACUUUAACCCCAGCCAGAUUAGAAGUUUCAGAUGAAAUGAGAGAAACUUUAGUCAAAUUAAGAAAGAAGGUUGUUAUUGGAUUUGUUGGUGGUUCAGAUUUAAGUAAACAAGUUGAACAAUUAGGAGCAACUGUUUUAGAUGACUUUGAUUACUGUUUCUCAGAAAAUGGUUUAACUGCUUACAGAUUAGGUAAAGAAUUAGCUUCAGCUUCUUUCAUUGGUUGGUUAGGUGAUGAAAAAUAUAACAAAUUAGUUAAAUUCAUCUUAAGAUAUUUAUCUGAUAUUGAUAUCCCAGUCAGAAGAGGUACUUUCAUUGAAUUCAGAAAUGGUAUGAUCAAUGUUUCACCAGUCGGUAGAAAUGCUUCAACUAAAGAAAGAAAUGAAUUCGAAAUCUAUGAUAAACAACAUAACAUUAGAUCAAAAUUAGUUGAUGCUUUAAAAGAAAACUUUGCUGAUUACGGUUUAACUUACUCUAUCGGUGGUCAAAUUUCUUUUGAUGUUUUCCCAACCGGUUGGGAUAAAACUUAUUGUUUACAACAUGUUGAAGCUGAAAACUUCAAAGAAAUUCAUUUCUUCGGUGAUAAAUCUUACAAAGGUGGUAAUGAUUAUGAAAUCUAUAACGAUGAAAGAACUAUCGGUCAUGCUGUUGAAUCUCCAGCUGAUACCAUGAGAAUCUUAAAUGAAAUCUUCAAGUUAUAA
Molecule: messenger RNA, 756 nt
Organism: Yamadazyma jaroonii
Lineage: Eukaryota; Fungi; Ascomycota; Pichiomycetes; Serinales; Debaryomycetaceae
Source: the annotation of a GenBank genome assembly